Molecule: messenger RNA, 5038 nt
Organism: Pelodiscus sinensis (Chinese soft-shelled turtle)
Lineage: Eukaryota; Metazoa; Chordata; Testudines; Trionychidae
Source: RefSeq, a predicted model, not a curated record
GCAUGCAUUUUAAUGUGAAAUGGGAGACCAGAGAGCUCCCAUGUUCUUAAGCUACACUAUAAACCCAGAGGCUCCAGCACACUGCAGUUGAAUUGCUCUUAAAUGCAAGGAGAAAAGCUGCAGAUUAACAGUAUUUAGAUGCAUUGGUUUGAUGUAAUUUCAGGCUGCCUGAAUUAAUGUUCUGUGACAAGCCCUCCCUUGCAAACCUUUAGAAGCAAACUGCUUCUUUGUCUACAGUUUUAAGCUUGGCUACAGUCUCUGGUAGAUUCUGCAUUGUUUCUCACAUAUUGGUUUUUGGACAAAGUCGAAUCAUCAUCUAUGAAGGACUAACUGCCCAAAGGGUAUAUACCCAAUUGCUAGUGGUUUAUUCAGCUUUGACACUUCUCAGUGUGAUCCUAACUGCCUUUUGUAAAGCAAGCAGGCAAGGGAAAGGCUCAAGAGACUUUCUUCUAUUCAUUUCUGUAAUAGUUUUCUUGCCACGGGAGGCUUAAGAAGAUUUGUACUGCCUGCUUUCUUUUCAUUAUCAGUGAGUGCAAUGCUGUUGGGUGGUACAUGCCAGAGCCCUGCUCUUCCAGCCCUGGUGCGUACUCCAGCCCCACCAUUACAGCCAUCGCUGGAUAUUAAACCAUUUCUUCCAUUUCCCCUGGACACAGCAGCAGCAGUCAAUCUCUUCCCCAACUUCAAUGCAGAAGUUCUGGGAGAUGUAGAAGCAAAGAGAGUCUUUGAAGUUACUUCACGAUUCAGUAAGAUACUCCCCAGAAGGAUGUCUCCUCUGAUAACUGAGUUUUCCCCAAACCUGAUUGCUGUUCCUGUCUGGCUUUGUCACCAUCACCUGCAGCCAAGCUCUUGGCUUCCUUUGAUGCAGAUGGAUCCAAUUCAGAAAGCUGUAAUAAAUCAUACAUUUGGGGUUCCUCUCCCUCAUCGAAGAAAGCAAAUCAUAUCAUGCAACAUUUGCCAGCUGAGAUUUAAUUCUGAUAGCCAGGCUGCGGCCCACUACAAAGGCACUAAACAUGCCAAGAAGCUCAAAGCACUGGAAGCCAUGAAAAAUAAGCAGAAAUCUGUUGCUACCAAGGACAGCGCAAAGACUACCUUCACUUCCAUCACUACCAAUACCAUCAAUACCAGCUCUGACAAAACAGACCUUACCACUGGGACACCAGCAAUAUCAACAACAGUGGAAAUUCGGAAAAGCAGUGUUAUGACAACUGAGAUCACCUCUAAAGUGGAAAAAAUCCCCACAACAGCCACUAGCAGCAACACAUGCCCUUCCGUGGAGACAGAGGAAGAAAAGGCAAAAAGGCUGCUUUACUGUUCACUAUGCAAGGUUGCUGUCAACUCCACCUCACAGCUGGAGGCGCACAACAGUGGGACUAAGCACAAAACUAUGUUGGAAGCCCGGAAUGGAAGUGGAACCAUUAAAGCCUUUCCCCGGGCCGGUGUCAAAGGCAAGGGACCUGUUAAUAAAGGAAACACGGGCCUACAAAACAAAACAUUUCACUGUGAAAUUUGUGAUGUACAUGUAAACUCCGAGACACAACUUAAACAGCACAUAAGUAGUCGAAGGCACAAAGAUCGAGCUGCUGGGAAACCCCCUAAACCUAAAUAUAGUCCUUACAACAAACUCCAAAAAGGAGCACAUCCACUUGGGGUAAAAUUAGUAUUUUCAAAGGAACCUUCAAAACCAAUGGCACCACGAAUCUUACCAAACCCACUAGCAGCUGCAGCAGCAGCUGCUGCUGUGGCUGUGAAUUCCCCUUUCAGUCUUCGAACAGCUCCUGCAGCGACUCUGUUCCAGACUUCAGCACUUCCUCCAGCACUCCUACGACCAGCUCCUGGGCCUAUAAGGACCACCCAUACUCCUGUGCUGUUUGCUCCUUACUGAACUCCAAACAAGAAUCAAUUGUACUGCAAUAAUUUUUCAAAACAAAAACCAACAAGAAGCAAAUCAAGAACAUGGAACUAUGCAGUGUUUAUUUAUAGUUUAAAGUAUCUAUGAAGAACCAGGACUUUUGAUAGAGAAUUGAUCAUAUUCUAAAAGAGGGAUGGGGCAGUAUUUUCUCCAAAUGAGGGUAUUCCUCUUGAAUAUUGACCAUUUUAGAAGUGAUCUCCAGCAUUGACUCACAGUGACAUAUAGAACUUGUGAAGCCUUUUUGACUGUGCUUUUUGGCACAUAUUUCCCCUGAAAUGUCUUUCCUGCUUUAUGAAACAACUUACAAAUUUGUCUAAAGGGCAUUAACUUGUUCCAAUGUACAUAAAAUACCUUUAUUCUGUAGAUUAAAUCAAGAAGAAGAAAAAGAAACACUGUGAAUAGUAGUACCCUUACUGAUCCUCCUGCCAAAUCAGCAGUUAAUGGGUAUUUUUCUGAACAAAAGUAGCUACAAUAGAUGUCUUGUACAACAAUAGUAUUGUGUCUCUAUCUAUGCCACUAGGUUUAUAACUGAGUUGCAAAAGGUUAAAUAAACAAAAUAUCUCACUUUGUUAAAUAGGCAAAAUGACAAUGAUAAUGUGGUGUUCCUAGUUAGAAUAUGUUCUUUUCCUCACCUAAUAGAAAAAGUUAAAGUACAGAGACAUAGAGUAGAUCUAUGGUUAAGGCAAAAUAAGAGAUAAAGAACAUUUAGUGUAAAACUUCCAUAUGCUGUACACAAAAAAGGAAAACUUCCAACUGAAUAAUAUGUGUACAGUGUAUGUAUUCAAAAGUGCUAAUACUUACAGGAUGGAUUUAUGGUAAAGCUAUAAAGGUGGACAGCAAAAAUAUUCUGUUUUCCUGAGUCACAAAGUAUAAAUGCAUUAGUUUUAGAACAAAGGGAUGUCAAGAGUGGGUUAUGCAUGGUCAUACAUAGCAAAUUAAAAUGAUCUGUGAAAAUCUGGCCCCACAGAUGACAACAGGAGAUUUGCCAUUGACCUCUGUGGAGCUAGGAUUUCGCCCCAAGAUUAGGACAUAUUUUUUUGAUAUUAUACCAGUACGAAUUUGUGUAUUGAAUAGACAUCAACACUUUUUUGUUAUGGGUGUAGCCACAGAAAUGAAUAUGUUCUAUCAUUUUAACUUCCUACUGAUGUGAUAUAUAUAAGCAGCAACACACAAUAUACAUAUUAUGAGAUAAUUGCACAUCAUGGGUUUGGAGCAAAUACCACAUUUAGUAUUCUAACGGACCUGAAAUUCUGUAGCUAAUCUUUUCAUACUUUGCAAGCUUUUAAAGCCUUAUAUAUUCUCUAUGAGGCUUAAAGGGGUUGAUAGUGUCCCUAUAAAAUAGGAUUCAUCAGGGGUAUAUAUAUAUAUAUAUAGAUAUAUAUAUAUAGAUAUAUUGUAUAUAUGUUAGAGUAAGAAAAAUAACUUAUAAACAGAAAAGCUACUAUAUAAAGUUAUUAUAUAACCACUCAGUUUCAUAUGUGGGUCAUUAAAUAGUAACAAAGAUCAGAGAAAAAAAUCAGCAUGUCUUGAAUCUGAUAUUUGCUGCCUGCUUUUCCUGAUAGGGAUCUGAAAAAAAAAUCUAUUAAGAUUAUGGAGUGGCUGUGAGUCUGAUGCAGCCACUCUGAUGUGUAGCUCAGUGAAAAGAUGACCAUACUCUUAAGAUGAAGAAAAAAAUCAAAACCAUAAUUUAAGUUUGGGGCGGGGGGAAUGGUUAAAAGAUUUUAUAAUGGUGCUCUUCAUAUAAAAUAAGGGCCAUGAGGUCACCACCUAAAAGUGCUUGGGGUAGAUUGCGAGAUGUACAAGGUGGAAAUAUGCAGCACCCUCAACUUUCAGGUUAUUUAGUGGGCCUGCCACGCACAUUGGUACUUGCCAUUUUUUAAAGCUUACCUUCAUAUAUUUUUUUUACAAAAAUAAAUAAAAGAGAGAGAGAGAUGGACACUGAUGGAUGUGUCCAAAGAAUUCCAAAGAUGUGUGUUUAUUUCUCUAUAAGGGUUAAUUAAAAUAAGCUCUGUAUUAAUCAUGUCUAUGAUUUGGUCCAGUUUGUCUGCAAAAGUUUGUGCCUUGAAAUCAAGUUGGUUGAUAGGAAUCACCUUAAUUAGAUAUUGGGUACAAAUGAAAUAUUAUGGUGAUUUCAGGACUACUUAAUUACCUGAAUUUUUGACCCAAGGUAUUCAUAAAUGGGAGAGAAAAGGUAAGCUCCUAAUGUCAUAUUUAGGCAUCAAAAUAGCUGGGAUGAUUUUAAAAAGUGCUCAGCCACCAGAGGCGCCCCAUGGGGUUAUAAAUGGAUCCACCUCUAAAGUGGUAGGCCUGCCAAUCAGUGUAUAUGAAAAUCAGCCCUCUCAUUUAGAUGUAUAAAGAUAGUUUUAGGAGCCUAACUUUGAUCUCUCCUUUUAAAAAUCUUGGCUUUGCUCUUAUAAACUAUCCAGCCUAUGUUCUGUAUGCAGUAGCUGUGAUGUCAUCAUCACGUGGCAUAUCCCUUACCAAAGCGGGCAGUGGUUUUUAAGCUGCGCUUGAUGAUACCAUUUUUCAGCAGUGUCUUUUCUAGUGGUCCACAGAUUAAAACCUUUGAGAAUCAAGGGGAGGACUGGAGUGUUGGGAAGAAAGGUGAAAUAAUACGUAGACCGGAAAAGUGGAAAAAUCACUAACUUAUUUAAUAGUCUUGUGCACACCAUAUUGGGAUGAGGUUUGGGGGAACGCAUCCUGCCAUGCUAUCACAAUGCCAUUAAAAUCAACAGACCCAUCUUUGUGAACAUGUUGUGGCCUGUGGCAUGAAUGGAGGCACAGUACUAAGGGAAGAGUUAAUAACAGUUUUUCUCAAAAUAAAUAGUGUCAUUCCAACUAUUUCCACCUGCAACUUCGCUGUCUGUCUCUUGGACCUUUUUUUGUCACAGCGCUCUAUAGAACAAUUUUUUGUUCCCACAAGUCUCUCAAACUUCAGCUGUACACAACAAUCUCAAACCUUUUUAUGUCUCUUACUCACUACCUAAUAAAGGAUAAAGCCUAAAUGUUAGACUGUAUAGUGGGUUUUCUGUGCCUUGCUGUCCUCACCACCUGUUGAGCGGCACCUAUUGUCAGGAAUAAAUCAGAAUCAUUGGGAUCCAAUCUCCUCUGCUAACAGAUGUUUUCUCU